AGUAAGAAGUAGCUGAAAUCACUCCACAAAAGGAAGGAAACAGAGAACACAUAGGAAAAUGUCUUUUCUAAGGGGUUCCUUAAAUUAUGUUUGGUGUACCACCAGUGUUUUGGGCAAAGGUGCUACGGGUUCGGUUUUUCAGGGUGUCAAUAAAAUUACCGGAGAAUCGGUCGCCGUCAAAACAUUUAACCCUUACAGUCACAUGCGUCCUCCAGAUGUACAAAUGCGAGAAUUCGAAGCUUUAAAGAAAGUCAACCAUGAAAACAUUGUAAAACUUUUAGCAAUCGAAGAAGAUCAAGAGGGUCGCGGCAAAGUGAUUGUUAUGGAACUGUGUACCGGUGGUAGUUUAUUUAACAUUUUAGAUGAUCCCGAAAAUUCUUAUGGUUUGCCCGAGCAUGAAUUCUUAUUGGUUUUGGAACAUUUAUGUGCCGGCAUGAAACAUUUGCGUGAUAACAAAUUGGUCCACCGUGAUUUAAAGCCCGGAAAUAUUAUGAAAUUUAUUUCGGAAGAUGGUCAGACUAUAUACAAGCUAACGGAUUUUGGUGCCGCCCGUGAACUGGAAGAUAAUCAGCCAUUUGCUUCGCUUUAUGGUACUGAAGAGUAUCUACAUCCUGAUUUGUAUGAAAGGGCAGUUCUAAGGAAAUCCAUAAAUCGUUCCUUUACCGCCAAUGUUGACCUAUGGUCCAUAGGCGUUACUCUAUAUCAUGUGGCAACGGGAAAUUUACCCUUUCGUCCCUAUGGCGGUCGCAAGAAUCGAGAAACUAUGCAUCAAAUUACUACCAAAAAAGCUUCGGGUGUUAUAUCUGGUACCCAAACUUCGGAAAAUGGUCCCAUUGAAUGGUCAACCACUUUACCGCCACACUGUCAUUUGUCCGAGGGUCUAAAGACUUUAGUUACCCCCCUACUAGCCGGUCUUUUAGAAGAAAAUCGUGAAAAAACCUGGUCAUUUGAUAGAUUCUUUCAGGAAGUUACUUUGAUCUUACGCAAACGUGUUAUACAUGUAUUCUUUUCAAAUCGCACCAGUUCGGUGGAAAUCUUUUUGGAACCCGAAGAACAAAUCGAACAUUUUCGUGAACGUAUACUAAUGCAAACGAAAGUGCCUUUGGAGAAACAAAUAUUACUCUUUAAUAAUGAACAUUUAGAGAAGAGAAUUAAUAUGCAUACAACGGCCAAUUCUUUUCCCAAAACAACUACGGAAGAACCUAUAUUCUUAUAUAGCAAUGAUGAUAAUAAUGUUCAAUUACCACAACAACUUGAUUUGCCGAAAUUUCCUGUAUUUCCCAGUAAUGUUUCAGUUGAGAAUGAUGCUAGUCUAGCAAAGGCUGCUUGCAGUGUGGGUCAUGAAUGCAAAAGACGCGUAGAUACCUUUACCAAUAUUGAUAUUUUAAUAAAAAAGGCUGUACAACAGUUUAUUGAAACUUUAAUUACUACUAUCACUUUGUUAGUAAAAAAAACCAAACAUUUUGAUAAAUUACUAUCGACUGAAAUAGAUUAUGCGGAUGCAGUGCAAAGUAUGGCUAAAGUGACCAAAGGAGAUCAAGAAUUGAAACCCAUUUUACAGAAAUUGGAAAAUCUUAAAACAGAUUUUGAUGGUGCUGCCGAUGUUAUAAUGCAAUUACAUACAAACUUUGUGGUGGAAGAUCAAUUAAAUGAACAAUGGACUUCUUCUAUGCAUGGUAAAAAAUGUCCCUGUCGCACUAGAGCUAGUGCCCAAGCAAAAUAUUUAGUAGAGCGUUUACGUGAUUCCUGGCAACAUUUAUUAAGAGAUCGUGCUACACGUACUUUAACCUACAAUGAUGAACAGUUUCAUGCUUUGGAAAAAAUUAAGGUAGAUCGCAAUGGCAAACGCAUAAAAUCAUUGUUAAUGGAUGAUGUUAAGCCCUCGGUGGCUCAAAUGGCUGAAUGUUUAGCCGAUUGGUAUAAACUAGCUCAAACGGUCUAUUUAAAAAGUGAAAUCUUAGAAAAAGAUGUACGAGAAUGUGAACGCACCUUAAAUACUAUACGUGAUGAGUUAUAUCGUCUUAAAAUUGAUUUACAAAAAGAUAUGGAUGCCAAAUUAGUAAAUAAUAGUAAUCAGUUAUCGAAAAUUGAGCAAAAAAGUCGUCUUAUUUUUAUGCAACAACAGCAACAGGAAAUUUUAGCUAUAAUGAAACAAAAUCGUCAAUUGAUCUCAAUGUUACAAGAAUUGGGUAUACGUCUACCAACUGCUGCAAAUCCUUUGGAUUUUUGAAUAUGUAUUAUGUUUUAAAUAGUUAUUUGUUUUAAGUUUGAUAUUUUUUAUAUAUGAUUUCGUUUAUUUUUUUUAAUGGUUUACUUCUUUUAUAACUGAUAUAGUGUAUAUACAUACAAUUUCUAUAUAUUUAAUAAAUAGAUAAAAC
This is a messenger RNA of Lucilia cuprina (Australian sheep blowfly), 2378 nucleotides long. RefSeq names its product serine/threonine-protein kinase TBK1 (gene IKKepsilon). Gene Ontology annotation, biological process: peptidyl-serine phosphorylation. The record is from RefSeq and is a predicted model, not a curated record. The transcript has 9 exons. Gene Ontology annotation, cellular component: cytoplasm. Bases 59 to 2230 code for a protein of 723 amino acids. NCBI's taxonomy places the organism in Eukaryota, Metazoa, Arthropoda, Insecta, Diptera, Calliphoridae. Gene Ontology annotation, molecular function: protein binding; protein serine/threonine kinase activity; ATP binding.